UGAAAGUACCUCUGAGAAUUGUUCUCCCAGCAGUAGUCCCGGUCCUCGCCCUAGGAUGACAGUUAGCUCGCAGUCGGGCCCUAGAUCUCCCCGACCGUCCGAGGACCUCUUUACUACGGCGACUUCUGCUCUCAGACGCCUACACUUCAAAAGCGGUCGAAGUACCACAAAAAAUGCAACUAAAACGCAGGGUCCCGUGCCAAAGGUAAUUGUGAUGGGCUCAAGCACAACUUCGGAAACGACACUCAACACAAGCACCGACAGCUCUAACACAAUUGUAACGACAAUGACCGUUACUGAUGGUGACAACACGGAAGACAGUUUGGACAUAACGGAGCCGAUCGACAUACUAAAUUCCGAAAAUAGCACUGACAGCACGAAGACGUGCAGCCAAAUUUUGCAGCCGACCCCUGUUUCUCCCAAAACGCCGAGUACGGCGAAACAAGAAACUAAAUUUACGUUUGAUGUAGACUCUCCACCGAAAACCGCAUAUUUAAAAACUGAACAGUUUGUAUUCGACGUUCCAGUUCAGCAGACGCCCGCCAGCAAAGCAAAAAAUGUGGACGAAUUGAUGCAACAACAAGUGGACGCUCUACGACAAGAAGCAAGGCGGAGAAAUAGUUAUCGAGCGGCGCAACACAACUACAACUCCAUUGACAUCGCAUACCACAACGUGCUGGUUCACAGAAGGCAUAGCGAGUUCGACAGUCAAAGAUCAACGCCUGAACAUAAUGCAGCAGCAAAAGAGCGUAGAAGUUACAGACGAAAAAUCGAUACCCACGAAGACUCCCCGGGUGCAGACAAGUCGUCGAAAGAAGCGAUCACAAAGAACGGCCGAACUUCCCCAAAACAUUCCAAGUUAGAUCCAACAGUAGAUACGUCUACUGAAUCACAAGAUGAGACGCUUUCCACAAAGCCGAGGCAAAGGCAUAAAAGAGGAAGUAAGCGCCACAGCUCCCCCAACAAACAUAAAGGUGAUAAAUUUUCGUACGACGAAAAACAUCUGGCAAAGUACCGUUCGACACCCCCCGAUUUGCGCGUUGACUAUUUUAACGAACAUCCGGAAAAAUGCCCGACAGGAACGCUUAUUCCUUUGCCGAUGGAGAAACGGGGGAGUGUAUGCUUAAAUAAGUGUUUGCGUGAAGUGGGUGCCCAGUUGGAUCCCACCGUUACGUCGCCGAUAAACGUAACUACGAAUCCGUUAGAUAGUUCCAUUCGUAUCGGUAAUCGGAAAGUGCCGCAAGCAACAAUAGUCGUACAGCAGGCCUCGCUUAGCUCCGAGCAGGGAAAUGUUUCGACCGUGUUGCUGAGGAACGGUAGUGAGUUCGUCUCGAAUGUUGAAAGUGCGGGCAAUAAAUUGUGUUUAAAGAAACAAAGGGAGGAACAUAUGAAACAGUUGCUUGACGUGGGGAAUCACUUGACCUUGGAAGAAAUGCACGAUUUUGAAAUGAGGUAUGGAAGCCCUCACCAUAGCCGAUCGCAAUCGGUGAAAACUCCAGGAAGAGCAUCGGGACGACCGAAUUACCUAUGCUUACCACAGCAAAGAUCCAGAGUCGCUUCCAUGCCCAAUACCGGCGUUGAGGAGGAGUACUAUAGACUGAGGCAUUUUUCGAUCACUGGAAAAGGGGUCGUUAAUAGAGGAGAUAGUUUAAAAAGUAGACGAUCGCGAUCAAAUAAUUCCGUUGCUUCCAGUAACUCCAGCAUUACGGUAUCAAAUAGUUUCGAUACAUUACAUAAACGCAUAUUAUUCAAAUGCGUAGCCGACAUCGAAGCGAUCGAAAACCAUCCGAAGAUCGAAGUAGGCGUAGAAAACGGGAGAUUUCCGAAUUGCGUCGCGUUAGAUCAAGGUCACUGCGUCAUCGGUGUCAUGACUCACGCGAUACUCAUAACUGCAAUUGUGCCAACGUUAACCACGGAAGCUUUGGAAAUCGACUCGAAACCAGCUGAUAACAGAGGAAAGUUAAACGAUAUCAAGGGGCGGUUAGGUCCUAAUUUGAAUGAAAGCGAAUGUAUUCUAGUAUUAAAUCUAAUAAACGAAUUCCGAAAUUGCUUUGCUGGAAAUACAACUGAACUGGGUAAAACCACUGUAACUGAAAUGCAAAUACUUUUAAACGAUGACGUGCCGGUAACGUAUCGCCCUUAUCGCCUGGCGUAUCCAGAGCGGGAGUCUGUAAGAGGAAUUGUGCAAGAUUUAAUCGCUAAUGGGAUCGUACAAGAAUCACAGUCUCCAUAUGCUAGUCCUAUUCUCCUUGUGAAGAGGGAAAACCGGUGA
Messenger RNA from Photinus pyralis (common eastern firefly), 2272 nucleotides. RefSeq lists its product as uncharacterized. The coding region runs from base 56 to 2272 and encodes 738 amino acids. The record is from RefSeq and is a predicted model, not a curated record. The transcript is spliced from 6 exons. Gene Ontology annotation, cellular component: plasma membrane. Gene Ontology annotation, molecular function: GTP binding; calcium channel regulator activity. NCBI's taxonomy places the organism in Eukaryota, Metazoa, Arthropoda, Insecta, Coleoptera, Lampyridae.